UAAAAUCUUUACCACCACGAUCUAGGGGGCAAGUGGUGACCCUUGUAUUCGUUGGCAGUCGUAAACCGUGCGGGUGGACAAGGCAUUCAUUUUAGGCUUUGGAUGCUUUCCCUCUGCUGUCACUUCUUAACGUCGGAAAUGCUAGAAAACCCCGUAAACUGUAGCAAUGUGAGUUGUCUUUUUAAAGAACUCGGGUUGCUCCUGAAGAACGGCACCGCUCAAUGCUCAGUGCAUUGAAGCAGGGGCUGUCCCGGCUGUCCACGGGGCUCCGGGCGCCUGGUGAGGCUGAGCUGACCCCCUGGGGGGCCGGGCAUGGUCUCCUCUGCCGGGCGGGCAGAGCUGAGGCUCCGUGACGGCUGCGUGACCCCUCGGGGAAGGGUCUCUCGCCACGUCCCCCGGCUCAGCUGCGGCGGCGACUCCCACGGGACGUUGGGCCCAGGCCCCGGCCGCCGCAGCACGGGCCUCUCUGCACAGCCUCCACUCCCAUCAAGGCCGAGCCUCGGAGAUGGCAUGGAGAGGGCUCACGCGGGUACCGCGGCUCAUGGGGCCGCAGCUCCUGGACGGGUCACGCAGGAAGAUGAGCCUGUGGCUUUCAGACAAUUGUGCCAGCCCGUCCAGCGUCUGAUCCGAGAGGCAGACCCACCGACGUGGGUGAACCGGUCCGGGCUCUCCUGCCUGUGCUCCCUCCCACGCCUGAGAGAAGGGUGGUGCUCCCAAGCCGGGCUGCCCUGGAGAGAGGUGUCCACGCUCCGAGUCCCCUACCCCGAGGAGGGAGCAGCAGGCAGGCUGCGAGUGCUUGUCACCGCCCUGUGCUUUGUGGCCAGGUGGGUUCCGUGUGACCUGUGCACAGAGGCUGGAGCAGGACUGGUGCUGGCCUGUGUUGGAGGGGCUGGGGGUGGCUGCCCUUCUGAGCGGCCAGCAGGGGCCAGGAGGAUGUCCUUGGAGAAAGCUAGAGCAGGACUCGCCACCCCCAUUUCUGUGUGUUGGGUGUUAUUUAUGCUCACGACACACCCCCACACCUCCCUCACACACACAUACACAUGCACACGUGUGCGUGGACAGGGCUUGGCUUCUUUACAAACCAAGACCUGAAGCAGUUCCAGGGGACGUCUCCUCCUGGUGCCAAGUGCUCGGGGCUCCUUAACAUGGGGUUUUUAACGUUGAAAGACGUCCAAGCGCUGGGAGGGGAAGGUGCACAGUGUGAUGAGGGCCGCGGCUUCAGGUGUGCCCCACUGCCCCCUCGGGAGGCGGGUUCCUCACCACCAGGACCAGCCCCGGUCAGCGUCAGCACCAGGCCUGGGAAAUUCUUCUGGUGCCGCUGGAAACAUGGGGUCUGGGGGCACAG
This is a messenger RNA of Choloepus didactylus (southern two-toed sloth), 1345 nucleotides long. RefSeq lists its product as uncharacterized. Lineage: Eukaryota; Metazoa; Chordata; Mammalia; Pilosa; Megalonychidae. The record is from RefSeq and is a predicted model, not a curated record. The transcript has 2 exons. Bases 313 to 1092 code for a protein of 259 amino acids.